AUUUUUCUUCCAGGUUCCAGCGACCGUCGGCCCCCGGAUGUUUCCUCUAUUAGCAAUCCGCCCCUCAGAAGUUUCGGCCUCGUCACCCGUCCAGUGAUCAGUGUGCGUGCGCGGAAAAGUAAUAGCAGCCAGGUCCCUCCGGUGAUUACCACCUGUCACUGGCCCGCUCGACUCCCCUAACCCCAAUCCCAAUCCCAGCCCCAGCCCUCCACGCGUGCGUGCGCCGGCGAUGCCGACGCCGGUGGCCGCGGCGCGGCAGUGCCUCUCGCCGGCCGCCGUCACCGCCCUCGACGCGGCCGUCGUCUCCGCGCGCCGCCGCGCCCACGCGCAGACAACCUCGCUCCACCUCAUCUCCGCCCUGCUCGCCCCUCCCGCCCCGCCGCUCCUCCGCGACGCGCUCGCGCGGGCACGCAGCGCCGCCUACGCCCCGCGCGUCCAGCUCAAGGCGCUCGAGCUCUGCUUCGCGGUCUCGCUCGACAGGCUCCCCUCCGCCUCCUCUGCCUCUGGCGCCGACGACGCGGAGCCGCCCGUCUCCAACUCGCUCAUGGCGGCCGUCAAGCGCUCGCAGGCCAACCAGCGCCGCAACCCGGACACCUUCCAUUUCUACCACCAGGCGGCCACCGCGCAGGCCCCCGCCGCCGUCAAGGUCGAGCUCUCGCAGCUCGUGCUCGCCAUCCUCGACGACCCCCUCGUCAGCCGCGUCUUCGGCGACGCGGGCUUCCACAGCGGCGACAUCAAGCUCGCCAUCCUCCGCCCUGCGCCGCCCAUGCCCAUGCUCGGCCGCCUCCCCACGCGGAGCCGCCCGCCGCCUCUCUUCCUCUGCAGCUUCGCCGCCGCCGACGACGCCGACGUGCCUUCGCCAGCUGCAGGGAGCCUCGCCGGCGGCACCGGGGAGGAGAACUUCCGCCGCAUCGGCGAGGUCCUCGCCCGAGGCCGCAACCCCAUGCUCGUCGGCGUCGGGGCCGCCUCCGCCGCUGCCGACUUCGCCGCCCUCUCGCCGUACCGUGUCCUCCCCGUCGGUCCAAGCUCCAUCGACCAGACGGAGCUCGGCGUGGCGGCCGCCAUGGCAAGCGCCACCUCCGGCCUCAUGAUAAGCAUCGGUGACCUCAAAGAACUGGUCCCCAACGACGGCGAGCUCCAGGAGAUGGGGCGCCGGGUGGUGGCGGAGGUGACGCGAGUGCUGGAGACGCACAGAGCUGGCCGUGUCUGGGUGAUGGGCUGGUCGGCCACGUACGAGACCUACCUCACCUUCUUGUCCAAAUUCCCCUUGCUCGACAAGGAUUGGGAGCUCCAGCUGCUGCCGAUCACGGCAGUGCGCGCCGGAGGCAGCCCCGCUGCGCUCAUCCCUCAGGCAACCACCGCCGCGGCUUUCUCCAAGCCUGCAAGCUUUAUGGAUGCGCUCCUUCCUUUUGGGGGACUUGUCAGCGAUACCUACGAAGCUAACAGCCUCACAGCAAAUUCUUGUCCUCCGGCCCUUCGGUGUCAACAGUGCAAUGAUAGAUACGAGCAAGAAGUUGCUACUAUCAUUAGAGGAAGUGGCAUUACAGCUGAAGACCAUCACCAGGGAGGUCUACCUUCGCUGCUGCAGAAUGGCAGCACGAUAGGUGCUAACAAUGGAUUUGAUGCAGUCAAGGUUAGAGAUCAGAUGGUAUUGAAUUCAAAAAUAUCGAAUCUACAGAAGAAGUGGAACGAGUACUGCCUGCGGCUCCACCAAGGCUGCCAUAGGAUCAACAGUGUUCCAUACCAGUUAUUUCCGCAUUAUAUUGGUGUUCCAGCCAAUGGGGAAAGAGCAGAAAAUCUGAGCAAAGGUUCUGAAUCAGUUGCACUUCAAAGGGAGGUUAUUAGACCUUCUGUAGUGUCUGUUCCACAUACCAAUGCUACCACAAAGAGUAUUUCACCCCCAUCUAUCUCUAACCAAAGGAAUGACAACCUUACAUUGGAGCUUCAAGCUGGGUUUUCAAAGAGUGAUGAAAAGCAGUCCCAACAUGAAACCCUGUCAUACUGUCAUGAUCAUCACGAAGAUCACGUGUCACCAUCAUCUGCCGUAUCUGUGGCAACUGACUUGGUUUUAGGCACGCCUCAUGAAUCUUCUUCCAAGGGCACAAAUUCUGCCAGCUGCAAACAUGUAGCUGAUGCAGAGAUAUCUGUACCCAAGAAAGUUGAUAAUUUGAAUCUGAAGCCUCCGCAGAUCUUUGCGCAACCCUUUGCUUGUUCCAAGAGUUCCACAAAUAUGGGGCAAACAUCACCUAGUGCUCAGCAUUCAGCAGCUUCUGGAGGUUUGUCUGCUUUUGGUCAUUGGCAGAAACCUUCACACCUCGCAGCACAAGGUUCUGAUUUGAGUAAUUACAAGCUACUUGUGGAACGCUUGUUCCAGGUUGUUGGAAGGCAGGAGGAAGCCUUGAGUGCUAUUUGUGGUUCCAUUGUGCGGUGCAAGUCAAUGGAGAGGCGCCGUGGUGCAAGCAGGAAGAAUGACAUGUGGUUUAGCUUUCAUGGUUCUGAUUGCAUGGCCAAACGCAGAGUUGCUUUGGCGCUUGCAGAGCUCGUACAUGGCAGCAAAGAGAACAUGAUUUAUCUGGACCUGAGUCUCAAGGAUUGGGCUGACUCAAGUUACAGAGGAAAGACUGGCACUGACUAUAUUGUUGACGAGCUGAGCAAGAAACGGCGAUCUGUCAUCUUCCUUGAUAAUGUCGAUAAAGCUGACUGCCUUCUCCAGGACACUCUGACUCAUGCCAGUAAGACUGGUAGAUUCCGAGACUUGCGUGGCAAGGAAGUUGACAUUAAUGACUCCAUUGUUGUGCUGUCAACAAGAACAACCAGAGGCUCCAAAAGCGUGUCUGUUGGAAUGGAAGAGGGUCUUACUUUCACUGAAGAUAAGAUCCUGGCAGCUAGUGGACAUCAACUGAAGAUCCUGGUAGAAUCAUGUACGGCGAUCACCGGUGAAGGCCACGGUGAUAAGGUGAUAGUUUCCCCCGGGCACCCUCUAGCCAAAAUUCAUGCAUCUUUGUACUGUGGGGGUUCAGUCAGCAAGCGAAAGUUCAACAUUUCUGAUGACCAAGAAAAGCUGCAGCAAGAAUCACCGAGCAUUUCCAAGCGACUGCACAGAACAUCAAGUGUUCCGUUCGACCUGAACCUCCCCAUCGACGAGGAUGGUUCGAGCGAUGCUGAUGACCACAGCGGCAGCAAUGACAACUCAUAUGGCACUCCGGAGAGAUCCAUGGACAGCCUCUUGUGUUUGGUUGACGAGUCCAUCGAUUUCAAGCCAUUCGACUUUGACAAAGUCGCCGACUACGUACUGCAGGAGUUGAGCAAUACACUCCGCAAAGUUCUGGGCUCCGGCUGCACAUUGGAAAUUGAUGUCGGUGCAAUGGAGCAAAUAAUUGCAGCGGCAUGGGCAUCAGAGGGCAAGAGGCCUCUCCAGGCCUGGCUGGAUCAGGUGUUCGCUGGAAGCCUUGGGGAACUGAAGGUCAAGUGUGGUAAGCAUGCCAGCAGUUCCACUCUUAUACUAGUGGCCUGUGAGGACAUGGCAGCAGUCAGGGAAGACAAUGGUUUUGGAGGUUUGCUCUCCUCCAGAAUAAUUCUAGAAUGGUGAAAUGAUGGUAUCUGUAUAGCGAUAAUUGUAAUUAUUUCUAGCUAUUAGUCCACAAUAGUAUAGCAUUAUUUUGCCGGGAAAUAAUUUGUAGCAUAGUUGAUGAUGCAUUGCCUUCAUAUAUAUCGGCAAGUAUAUAUUGAUUGUAACACUUGUGGAUUUGCCAAUAUAUCACUGUUAUAUAUGGUGAUGCAGAGGUAGAGUACUGAAGUCCAUAAUCAGUGGGUAA
Messenger RNA from Triticum dicoccoides, 3815 nucleotides. Its product is annotated as protein DWARF 53-LIKE-like. The transcript is spliced from 3 exons. NCBI's taxonomy places the organism in Eukaryota, Viridiplantae, Streptophyta, Magnoliopsida, Poales, Poaceae. The record is from RefSeq and is a predicted model, not a curated record. Bases 230 to 3589 code for a protein of 1119 amino acids.